AUGAAUCCCAGCCCUGAGCGUGGCAAAGAGUGCCUCCCUCCCAAGAAGAGGGAGUCUCGGCAAGGAUCGGCAGAACCCUCCGUCCCUCUGGAUGAGUUUAAACCUCCUGUGCCACUCCGGAGUCGCUUCAUUGCCCAGAGAGGAGAGGGAGGCAGGGAGAGCAGCAGAGAGGUCAGCGACAGGGACAGAGUGCUUUCUAAUCCAAACCCACACCUCAUGCAGAGUCCGCCCCCACUUCCUGCUCCAGCACCGGGCCUCCCUGUGCCUCUACCAUGGCCGCUGAGCUACUCUCCCUCCGUCCCUCUUCCCCUUUUCCCCGGGCAGGUCAGUGAGAGGCGGAGCUCAGGAUCUCCAGGUUGGAGAGAUGAUCCUCUCGGAUCACCCCUGCCACACCACUCCCGGUGGCUUAGAGGGGAUGGUCCCCUGUCAUUGCCACCCUCCCCAUCCUCUUCCUCCUCUUCGUCCUUUAAAGCACCCUUCCCAGCCAGUUCGAGAGAUAUGUGGUCCUAUAUCAACAGCAGCCGGCGGGACUACAGCCCGUCUCUCUUCUCACCUUCAUACUUGUUUAGCCCUCAUUGUCUGUACCCACAAGACCCAGGCUUAGUGGAGAUGAGGCACCGGUCCUUGAACAAAAGAUCCAAUGGCUUGGAUGGGCCAGGCAGCAGGACUGCCUCAGCCUCCCGAGCUCUGCUCACGGGUGAUUACGGGAAUGAUAGCAGCAGAACUCGACUGGACGUCGGCCUGCACAGCGCCCACGCCAACGGCGGACGGAGACAGCAGGAGGAUCUUCCAUCUCGUGCGCAUUCUGGAGGGACAUUUCUGUCAGACUCUCAAGCUCAGGAGGCCCCUGAGCUACAUUCCUCACUGCAGGAUAGGCAUCUUCAUGAGAAAACCGGCUCAAUUUUACUCUCCACCAGCCCUCAUCCCCUUGGACCAGACUCAAGGACUGGUAGAGCGGGGCAUUUGGACCAUCUGGGGGUCACUCCAGCUGAGGCUCAAAUGUAUUACUCUUUGGGAUCAGUUUCUCACCCAAGUCCUCAGGCCCAGGCCUACCCACUUUACAGCUCCUCAGGAUCACCUCCAUACAAUCUGCACAGGGAACCAGAAUCCAGGCAGCACAAUCUGGGAAACUCACCACAAUCACCCCGUGGUCUGCCAAACAGCCAUGACAGAUCACAUGGAGAUCGGGACAGAGAUCAAGAUAGGGACAAGGUUCUACAAAGAGACAGGGGAAGAGGUAAGGACAAAGAGAAGCAACAAAAGGACAAAGACCAAGAAAUAGACAGUGAUCGUGAGAGGCGACGUGACAGAGGGAGAGAUUUGUCUCCUUCUUGUCUUCCCUCCUCAUCUCCAGCCCUUCGCCUCUCUCCCCCUCCGCUCCUACCUCACUUCACCAAGGGGUCUCUGAUUGAGUUGGCCAGUGGGAGGUUGAAGCGAGUGGAAGAGCUGCAGACAGAGGACUUCCUCAGAAGUGCAGCUACAUCCCCAGAGUUCCACCUCAGCACCUGCACUGUCCUGCUGAUUUCCUCCAGCAGCACACAGGGCUUCAGCCACCUGCAGGUCCAUCUGACGGACCGCAACACUCAGGAGCUACUGAAGGUGUUGGUGGAGUACCCGUUCUUUGUGAAGGGCCAUGGCUGGUCUUCUUGCUCUCCCCUGAGAACCACCCAGGUGUAUGGCCUGCCUUGCCGCCAGCUCACUGAGGGCGAUGUCUGCCUGGCCCUCACACCCACCCAAACCCACCGGACGCACACACGUACCAGCUCCAGAGCCCAUCGCACACAACUCCUCUCAAGGUCUGCAGCGGAGUCCAGCAGCACGCAAAGGGAAGAGAUGCCACCUCCACCUCCUCCUCCCCCUCUUCCUCACCAGCCACCUCCUCCAGCGCCAGCCCCUCCGUGCACCAUAGCUGUGGAGCCUCCGGCUAAGGAGCAGCAGCGUCCACGCAAAAGGCGCUGGUCUGCACCGGACAGCCUUCCCUCAACCGGAACUGAUGAAAGCCUCUUGGAUUUACCUCAUGGCUCCAAGCUAAUGAAGUGGCAGUAG
Molecule: messenger RNA, 2046 nt
Organism: Menidia menidia (Atlantic silverside)
Lineage: Eukaryota; Metazoa; Chordata; Actinopteri; Atheriniformes; Atherinopsidae
Source: the annotation of a GenBank genome assembly